CCGUUCGCUAUGGUUGCUCUCAAGCCUGGUCACUUCCUGUUCACCUCCGAGUCUGUCGGCGAGGGCCAUCCUGACAAGAUCUGUGACCAGGUCUCCGAUGCUAUCCUUGAUGCCUGCCUCGCGCAAGACCCGUUCUCCAAGGUCGCCUGCGAGACGGCUUCCAAGACUGGCAUGAUCAUGGUCUUCGGCGAGAUCACCACCAAGGCCAACAUCGACUACCAGAAGGUCGUCCGUGAGACCAUUCGGGAGAUCGGAUACGACGACUCGUCGAAGGGCUUCGAUUACAAGACCUGCAACUUGCUCGUCGCGAUCGAGCAGCAGUCGCCCGAUAUCGCCCAGGGUCUCGACCACGGCUCGCUCGAGUCCAUCGGUGCCGGUGACCAGGGUAUCAUGUUCGGCUACGCCACCGACGAGACGGAGGAGUACAUGCCGCUCACGAUUACGCUGGCGCACAAGCUCAACGCGGCGCUCGCUGUCGCCCGCCGCUCUGGUGAGCUGGCAUGGCUUCGCCCGGACACGAAGACCCAGGUCACUGUCGAGUACAAGAAGGAUGGCGGCGCUGUGAUCCCUCUUCGCGUGGACACUGUGGUCAUUUCCACUCAGCACGCGGACGAGAUCUCGACUGAGGAGCUUCGGAAGGAGAUCUUGGAGAAGGUCGUCAAGAAGGUAAUCCCCGCCAACCUUCUUGACGAGCGUACCAUCUACCACAUCCAACCCUCCGGCCGCUUCGUGAUUGGUGGUCCUCAAGGUGAUGCUGGUCUGACCGGUCGCAAGAUCAUCGUCGACACCUACGGCGGUUGGGGCGCGCACGGUGGAGGUGCCUUCUCUGGCAAGGACUUCUCCAAGGUCGAUCGUUCGGCGGCUUACACCGCUCGCUGGAUCGCCAAGUCCCUGGUCGCAGCCGGCCUUGCUCGCCGUGUCCUCGUGCAACUUUCCUAUGCUAUCGGCGUUGCCGAGCCCCUCUCCGUCUUUGUGGACUCGUACGGCACUGGAAAGAAGUCGGAUGAGGAGCUUGUGGACAUCAUCCUCCAGAACUUCGACCUCCGGCCUGGUGUGAUCGUGCAGGCCCUUGACCUGCAGAAGCCUCAGUACCGCAAAACCGCCUCGUACGGCCACUUUGGCAACCCCACUUACUCUUGGGAGAAGCCCAAGCAGCUCAAGCUCUGA
This is a messenger RNA of Punctularia strigosozonata HHB-11173 SS5, 1167 nucleotides long. Its product is annotated as methionine adenosyltransferase. The annotation marks the transcript as partial. Gene Ontology annotation, biological process: S-adenosylmethionine biosynthetic process. The record is from RefSeq and is a predicted model, not a curated record. Gene Ontology annotation, molecular function: ATP binding; methionine adenosyltransferase activity. Lineage: Eukaryota; Fungi; Basidiomycota; Agaricomycetes; Corticiales; Punctulariaceae. The transcript is spliced from 6 exons. Gene Ontology annotation, cellular component: cytosol.